AUGAGUUCAUCAGAUCAGUCCCCAGAGAGAAGGCAGCAGGACACAGUGAUCGUGGAGGACAUCACGCACGAAGAGGACAUCAAGCGGCUGUUGAGGACAAUGGCGGAUCAUCAGAUCAGCCUCUAUGUUCGCAUGGGAGAGGUGAAAGAAACACUCCAAGAGAUGGCCAAAAGGAACAGUGACGAUCUGAGGUCACUAAUGGAGCUGAUGAAGGCAACCCUAGCGCCUCAAGGGCUGCCCGCACCACCGCAGCAGGCGGGAGAAGCGGCAGCGGGGACCAAGGUGAUCGCCGCCACGGCGAAUACGCCGGCGGUACCAACCGAGGCGAUGAUGGCGGCCGCGGGGUCGCCAGGGGCGAUGGCGGGGCGGCAGCUCGCGGGAGGAGGCACGCACGGCGGUGGCGGCGAGGGCGCUGAUCCUCAGGGAGGCGCUGCGAGGCGUGCGGGCCCAGGGUCGGGCCAGGGCAAUCAUGGGCCGGGUCUGCUACCAACUCCGACAGCUCAGGAGAUGGCGGCAAGGCGCGGGAAGGCCAAGAUGCCGGGCUACGAUUCGGUGGAGAUGGAAUUCGAGCCCAUGGAUCAAGAAACGGGGCGAGGUCGGACCCAGAGUAAUCGUGGGCCGAAUGAGAGGCGAGCCGUCUGGGCCCGAAGUGCUGAAGAGAUGAGCCUGAUUGACCAAGCCCGAGAGUGGGCCGAACCGGAAUCUCAGAGGGGCCCAAGACGCGGCGACCGGCCGCCGGAUCGGUCGAAAAUGGGUGAUGGUUGGUUGAACCACGAGGGGCGACCCUGA
Messenger RNA from Linum trigynum, 789 nucleotides. NCBI's taxonomy places the organism in Eukaryota, Viridiplantae, Streptophyta, Magnoliopsida, Malpighiales, Linaceae. The record is from the annotation of a GenBank genome assembly.